AGCAAUGGUUAGAAAUGAGGAAAGCAAUUGACAAAUAGCCUUAUCUUUUACUUUUGGAUGAGGCCUUGUGUUUGAGGUAAUGCCAAGUGAGGCAAAGGAGCAAAAAAUAGUUGCAUUUUUCACAUUUUAUAAUAAGCUCUAAACUGAGAGUACAAGUGUUGGCACGAAUUCCUGUGAAAUUCGAUAUAAUUGUGCAAAAGUGACGUUCCUUUCAAUGUUCAUAAUCAUAGACUAAAUUUUGGGCCAAAGUUUAUGCGCCAUCAAUGCCAUCAAUGAUUCCUACGAGUGAGAGCCCUACCGGUGCUGUCGAGCAUUUGCUAUCAGAUACCACAGACUGGACAACAAUGCUUCUCAUAUUUUGGGUGUUUGUGGCACUUGUUGUCUACUGUGUCGGCAAUAUUCUUGUAGUUGUUCUCAACAAAAGACGACAAAGUUUUGCCAAAAUUAGUAAUGAAAUUAAAUAUAAGGAUAUUGUUAACGAAGAUAUCAACAAACAAACGGUUGAUUUGCAGCAAAAUGUCAAACCAUUGCAACUGAAUAAAGCUGAGGGACCGGACAGGUAUUGUGUCGAUUGGAUUAACAAAAUAAUUGAAUGGUUUUCAAUGCAAAAUGAGACGAUUCUUGAGUCGAUUUUUAAUGUUUGGAUCACUUCUUUAAAUAAUAAAUGCAAAAAAAUUUCAAAUGAUAGCGGAAUCUCAAUUGAAUUUUGUGGGAUAUGUCGGGACAYAAAUUCAUCACCAGAAGUGACAAACAUUGUUGUCGAUAAAGAGUCCAACGAUAAUAUUGCCGUUAACUGUAAAAUCUCAACGAAAGGCAUUAAGUUUUUGGUGAAAGUGUUUCGCGAUAAUGAAGAGCUCAUGCAAUAUGAACUUCAAAUGAAUAGAUUUGAAGGAAUGGUAAAGAUUGUUUGCAUUAGCGAAGAGUUACUUUUUGUCAUCAGAUUUGCUGAAAGACCUGAUUUUAAGGCGAGUCUCAAACCAAUAAAAGUUUUGCAAAGUCAACAACAGAAUCGCAUUUCUGAAGAUUUGAUAAUAAACUCAAUAUUGAACUCAAUUUCGACGACAGUUGUCGAUCUGUGUCUGUCCUCAUAUCAUGGCUUUCCUCAGUUUAGAAGAGAAGAAAGUCUUUCAAAAACCACUUUUGUUAACUUUGAGUGCAAACCUAAAUCAGUUGAACGAAAAUUGUUUGUUAAAGUAGUUAAAGCAAACAGUUUGGCCAAUAAUAAAGGUAUUUACGAUCCGUAUUGUGUUAUAGAAGUGGAUGAGCCCUCACAACAGGCACAGACAUCAACCAUAAAGAACACGUCUAAUCCCGUUUGGAACGAACACUUCAUUUUUAAUUUGAAAGAAGAAUCCACUGAAAUAUUAUUUGAAUUAUAUGACAAAACAAAUGAUAAGUUUCUCGGUUUGGGAAUCGUUAGCGUAAAUGAAUUGAAACGAAAUCCCAGUCAAAAUCAAGUGCUUAAACUAGAGGCCAGACCUUUGGAGUCGGAUAUCAUAUCGGGAACACUUGCCGUUGAAUUUUUAUUCAUUGAACACAAUAGCGAUACAUCUGAUUCAGAGUCGGGAUCACCUAAAUAUACCACUGUUUCAACUGAUAUAACAAAUUUACUUAAACCUAAUGGAAAUGCUGUAAAACAUAAAAAUAAUAAAGAUGUGCCAAUGAUUUUAAAUAGUGUUGAUUUGGAGACUAACUGUGACUCUGACGCCAAUUGUAUUAAAUCGGAUGUAAUUGAAGAACAAAAUAAUAAUUGCUUGACUGAAACGCCAACUAUGAGUUUACAACUUUGUGAUCCAUUACAAGACAACAGUUCCAACAAAAAUCCGUUUAUUGAAAGUAAAACUAAUGAUUUCGUCAAUUAUUUCAAUCAAUUGCAUGUGAUUAACAAAAAUCCAUUUCUUAAUGACAAACAAAUCAAUAGUAUUGAGAGAUCUGUUUCAUGUAAUGACAUACCAAUUGUUAUACCAGUUAUACCUCCGCUUAUCACUCGCUCACAAAUAUCUACAUAUCAGACACAACAAGAAAGUCAUGUCACGGAAAUGCCAUUACAACCAGACUUUAAAGGAAAUCCUUUUGACAUUUUAAAUGUUUACCGAAAAAACUUUUAUACGGUUCCCACUUAUAGUAUUCCUUCACAUUUAAAUCAUUUAGCAAAUAAUACCCGAGAAUCGCCACUUAAAGCCAUUUCAUUAUCUAAACCAAUACUUAUUUCUCAAAAUAAACAAAAGGAGAUAGAAAUAGAAAAAUUAGCAAAUAAUGGUCUUAACUAUACAAAUGCUAAUAUAGUCUCAAAACCAAACCGUUAUUUAUUAAAAUCAGUUUCAUCUAUAGAUUCAAUGCUAGGAAUAGAAAGUGAAGACUCUAAUAAUGAAGACAAUAACAACAGUGAUGUCACUCUCACUGAUAAUACACAACAAUAUAACUCAAACAUUAUUAUUGAUAAUCAAAUAGUUUUCAAUGACACUAUCAAUAGAAAUCAUAGUUAUAGGAAAAAUGUUAAAAAUAAAAGUAAUCACAAAUUAUUGCCGAAAAUUUUUAUUAAUGCUAACAGACAUUCAUUUAAGCAAAACAAACGAAGAGAUAGUAAAUUACAAAAUAAUUUAAUUAAUGACUUAAAUAAUGACAUAAUUGUUAAAAAUAAUAUGAAUGGUGAUGGCCUGGAUAACUUGCAUGAUUUGCAUGUUUUUAAUAAAACAAUCGUUAAUCAAAAUGAUAUCGAGUUUGGAUUAAUUGAAAGUUAUGCGGAUAAUAAUAGCACAAACAAAAACAAUCAAACAAUUCAUAGCACUUUAAAAAUCCCAGAAAAGGGUAGCAGUGAAGGCUAUGGCACCGGAAGGGGAAGUCCUGAUAAUCCGUCCAUUAAUGUAGAAAGUGGUGUAUCAUCGAGUAAUUCGACGAUUGAUACCAAAACGAGUCGAUCGCGAUCUAAGGAACCGCGAAAUAUCAUUAAAAAGAUUAGAAAAAGGUUUAGCUUUAAUAAGAAUAGAUCCAAAUCUAUGGAAAUCAGAACUAAUAAGGAAAAGGAGACAACCAGUCGUGACAGCUCUGUUAGCUCCACCUCAAGUAGAGCCCAUUCAAUGCCCGGUUCCCGUGAACCGUCCGCACCUAAAGACAUCCAAAAUGCACUUUUGGCUAAACAAGAAAUAAAUAAAACCAAUAGUUAUGGCAAUAUUAGUGAAAUAAGCGGUUACUCUACCCGUACUUUCGUUCACGAAAAGUCUGCACUAAUUGUUGAAUCAAAUGAAAUGGGAAAUCUUAAACACUAUGCUAUUCCCAUAUCUUUGGCCCAUAAAAACAAAUGGCGAAAAAAAGGCACAAAACUACAUCUAUAUAAUGAUCAUCUAUUUGUGGCCAAACAUUUAUCCGGAUCAAUUACGUGUGAAGUUUGUGGAAAACUAUUCUCACGAAGACCAGGAAAACAAGGCUAUCAGUGCAGAGACUGUGACUUCAUGUGUCAUAAGAGAUGUCAUAUUCAAGUUGACAAUAGAUGUACUAAAAGCAGCAUUUCUUCAUUAAAACUCGAGUACAUAACCGAUCCAAAGGCUAAAUCAUUGGAAAUAAACAACAAAAAAGAAGUUAAUGACAAACCAUUUGUUGAAAGUUGAUAUMAAUUA
Molecule: messenger RNA, 3614 nt
Organism: Oppia nitens
Lineage: Eukaryota; Metazoa; Arthropoda; Arachnida; Sarcoptiformes; Oppiidae
Product: protein dopey homolog PFC0245c-like
Exons: 19
Coding region: 264-3605 (1113 amino acids)
Source: RefSeq, a predicted model, not a curated record